Messenger RNA from Epinephelus fuscoguttatus (brown-marbled grouper), 5220 nucleotides. RefSeq lists its product as uncharacterized. The transcript is spliced from 6 exons. NCBI's taxonomy places the organism in Eukaryota, Metazoa, Chordata, Actinopteri, Perciformes, Serranidae. Gene Ontology annotation, molecular function: cytokine activity; CD4 receptor binding. Gene Ontology annotation, biological process: leukocyte chemotaxis; induction of positive chemotaxis. The record is from RefSeq and is a predicted model, not a curated record. Bases 1415 to 4786 code for a protein of 1123 amino acids.
UCUGUGCCUGUUGCCUGGGUGCAUUUGGGUCUUUCUUGCUGUUCAGUUGGCGUUUAAAUUAAACCAUGCAGUGUUACCCAGGUUACCCAGAUGGGAGGCUUUGUGACCUAGGAGAACAGGUGUUUCUGUAAACCGACACUCAGACUCACCUGCAACGGAAAGCACCUCAGAGGCUGUUGCUCAAAGUUACAUGCUGAACCUAAACAGCUUCAUGUAAUCAUGCAGGCAGUGCUUAUCAAAUGCUGUUGCCCUGUUGGAUUUGUACAGUGAAUCAACAGCCUAUUUGUGUUUGAUGUCAAUAGAGAUGAUUAGAUACUAAUUCUGACCUGAUUAAAAAUCAAAGGUGUUUCCACUGGCUUACUGACAGUGUCUGUCUUGUACAGCUGUGACCUCGGAUAUCCCUCAUGAGCCAUUGUCCAUCAGUAACGCUAUCUAACUCUGUAUGUAAAUCAAAGUGACUUUGUUCCCAUCUUUGUCCACCUUAUCUGAUCAUUUCCACUGUUACAAGAUUUCAGUUGUGGCUCUGUGAGACCGAUACGCACUGCACAGAGACUAAUGUGGCACUUUAAUACAUUGUUUUUACUGGGUGGAUUGCAGUUAGGUGAGUUUUUCCAGUUUUUGGUUCAGGUUUAGCUGACGCUGACAGGUAGUCAUGAGUAUGUUGCCUGUGUAAACAGCCGUUAUGAUGUGUGUGUGUGUGUGUGUGCAUUAUCUGAGUCCCAUCGUCCUGUGAAUGGGCUUAUUGAGUCAGUAUGAAGGGAAUGUCAGGAGAGUAGGGACAUAUUGCAAAAUGACAUAACUGACACAACUAACUUGUUCCUCUGGCCCUCUAUCUUUGAUUUUUUCUUCUUAUCGUUUCCAUUCACUGUCCACUUCAUGUGUCUCUAUAACAUGUUGAGUUCACUGUCCUCAACUACUCUGUGAUUCUGUUUGACCAUUUUGAAGAGCCAGAGUGACCACAAUCCACAUAUCACAACAUUCCAGCCCAAUCCGUUCUCAGGAUGGAAAUUUGUACAUUUUUAUGCUUGGCAGGCGACGGGAGCUGUUCGCUGAAGUCGUGCUGGGGAACUGAAGACUCAGAGGGGCAGAACGGCAAGAGAUCAAGGAAAGGAGCCCAGAGGAGUCAUCUCUUCUAGGCCGCAAAUCAGAGAAUCAUCAGGAGUACUGCUGAAAUAUCAAGCUUUUUAAUGCACGAUUUGUUGCUGUGCAAGAAACUAAUGUGAGGGCUGUAAUUGUGCUGCCAUUUCACUGCUUUUUUACACACACACAGCUGCAGCAUUCAGACAAACUGCUUCCAGAUUGCAGCCCAAAAGACAGUUGCUUGGAAUCGCUUAAAUAUCAAGUUCACUCUCCCGCUCUCUUUUUGGGAUUUGGCACUUGACAGUAGGUCAUUAACUUUGUUUACUCUCAGACAAUGGACUUGUCCAUGCUCCCUACUCGAGUGAGUGAGUACAGCGGGCAGAGGACAGAAGCACGCUUCACUGUCCGCUCAGCUAAUUCUCCCUCUUACAGUCUCACUCGCAGGCCAGGUGUUAGGAAACCCACAGGUUUUUUAGAGGAGAAGGAAAGUGCUGAGGAAGCCAGCAACAGAGAGAGAUGCGAGACGCACACUGGCGCAAAUGGCACAAGCAAGGAGGAGGAUCCCACAGUCACUGGUUAUCAAGCCAGGACUGGGAGUCGCAGCAGUGUCAUAGGUCAGUGUGAGGAGGAGGAAAUGUCAAGCCAUAAAACGUUUACCAAGCUGAACCAGAAUGGCGCAGCAGACAAAACUAUCACAGAGUUUGGCACUGACAGAGGUGGAAACUUUAACCCUGCAUCUGAAAGCCGGGGCAGGACAGACUGGAGGAGAUACAACCUGCCGAGCAGAAGUAAGAGUUUAGAUUGGAGAUCGGGGGCAUCAAGUCCCGAUUAUGGCAAAAGGGCUGACUAUGCAUUUUCAACCAAAAGUGGCUUGGAUGAAAGAAGGACUGGAAUUGAAGGCUUGAGGGGCAGGGUGAUGUCUUCAAUACAGGCCUAUAACUCUGCAGCUACAAGUAAUGUUCAAGAGAGGAGCCCAGUGAGUCACGUGAGUCAGACUUUGGACAGGACCAGUCGGGGCAGUUCUCUCCCCACUAGGCUGAGGUCCCUGUCUGGACCUGGCUCUGGUGUCAGAGGGACAUCUUUGAGUGGGCCUCAAGGAGGUCAGAGUAUAAUGGAGCGGAUAGAGAAACUCUACGGCUCAGCUGGUUUUGCAAAAACGGAGGAUUCCAGCAAAACUAGGGACUCCUCUACCUCUAAAUAUGAGAGGGCAUCAGGGGGAACCUUCCCCAGGCGUUUCUCUUCUGAAGACAAAAGCAGCUUAAGUCCACUGCAAAACAGGAACUCAUUCACCUGGACACAAAAAGACAUGUCAGGUUCUGAGACUUCACUUUCUCCGAGGACGAGCAGGACCAGGGAGAGAUUGUCAGGGAUACAAUGGCAAGGACAGGUCCAGGGUAAGUAUUCAGAGGAAGGGGGCGUUAACUGGCAUAGAGGAUUAGAGGAAAUGGGCACGAGGUCUCUAGACAGAGCGAGGAGCAGGUACUGUGUAGCAGCUCAGAUAAGAUCUGCAAGGGCUGCAGCAGGAAUUACUCCAUCUUUGCAGUCCAACAGUUUCUUAGAAGAAGGGAGAUCAGUGUCUUUGAGAGAUUCGUCUGGUUGUAGGGAGAGAAGAGCAAGUGGGAGUUGGGAUUGGAGCGGGAUGAAGAGCGAGACUAAUAGAAUAAAUGAGCCAUUGAGGGAAAACACUGGGUUGCAUGAAGAGACGGAAAAAGAGACAAAUGAUGGAGCAAAAGAAAAAAAUGAAUCAAAGAGUAGCAGCACUGAUGAAGACGUGUUUGAGUCAAACCCAGUGGACUUGGCAGUGAAAACAAUAGAGAGGAAGCGAUUCCCAGAGAGGUUGUCAUCCGCCUCUGCAGCCAGUGUGAGAAAUAAGAUAAAUCAGUUUGAGGCUCUCUCACAGAGAGCUCAGGGUUUGGCUACAGGACAGGUCCUGCUGCCCAGACGGGCCUUCUCUGUGCCAACACAACUCAGCAGGGCUCAUGAUGGAGUGAAAAAGAGUGGAUCAGCAAGAGCGGUAGGUGGACUGAGAUACAAGUGGGAGGGGUUGAAAGAAGGAGGGGAGGGCAAUGAAAAAGCUGAGGAGAAGGCGUCAGGAGCAGGACAGAAACUUGGGUCAAACAGGUCUUUAUCAGUGGACGAGGUUGGACUGAGAUUGUUGAGGGAAGAAAGAGGAGGGAGUGAUUUGGUUGAGAAUGAGGGAAAAGAAAGUGGUGGUGGUUAUGCCGAAGAUUUUGGUAAAUAUUCCAGACUCAAGAGCACAUUAGAAAUCCCUCUAGGUGAAGGAGCUCAAGAAAAACGGAGAAACUUUUACAUCGAUGAAACAGAUUUCCACAAAAUCUCAAGCCCUGAGACACCAAGCGAGAAACUACCGUCCUUACUGUCCGACUCUAGUGACACUUACACUUACGUACAGAAAACAACACCGCCUGAUGUCACUUCACCUGUUAGUGACGACGACAAGACUCCAACAAACUCUCCAAACAACUCACCUACUCUUUCACCUACCACGCAACCGCAAAACAUCAUUCCCAUUGCAGACGGUGAAAAUAAAAGUACUUCUGUUACCACACAAGCAGCCAAAACUCCUGAACCAGAUCUGCCACCUCUCCCUCAGCCCCUCGCCACUUCCUCCUACAGCAACCUCCCUGAUCUCAUCUCUUCAGAUGUCAGCACAUCCAGUCCAAAGGCGAAGAAGCAGGUGUUGGACUUGAAUGCUUGGGUAGCUGGUUUGACCCCAGAGAUAAAGGUCUGGAAUGACGACGAAGAUGAUUAUGAGGACGAUGAUGAGAGUACGCAGAGGGAUGAGGAUUCAAACUAUGACUCAGAUUCUGGAGAGUCCUCGGUGACCAUCACUAGUAACAUGAGCCAGUCAGAUCACAGGAGCUUCUGUGUCAGUCUUUCAGAACUUUGUAACUUUGCUGGAGUUGACUAUGAGUCAGAGACUGACAGCGAUGAGUGGCAAUCUACUAAACAUCGGACAGCCUCGCUGAGCUCAGACAUGUCAGCCCUGUCUUGUGUGUCUGUGAUGCCCAGUGAGGAGCUUGACAGGCUCCUGGAGGAUGUCAGGAGCGUGGGGGACAACAACCUACAGGACUACAACGAUGUGCAGGUGGUGGUUCUCCAUAAGGACAUGGGAGUGGGACUGGGCUUCAGUUUGGCGGGAGGCAAAGAUCAGAACAAGCCUAUCACUGUUCACAGGGUGUUUCACUCAGGUGUUGCAGCCAAGGAAGGCUCCAUUAGGGAAGGCGACCAGGUCCUGUCGAUCAACGGCACGGCACUGUGUGGCUUCGCCCACUGGGAGGCCCUGAGGAUCCUGAGGAGAGCAAAGACUCGAGAGAUGGGGGUGGUUGUCCUGAGGAGGGAAGAGAGUAGUGGUGUUUGCAAGGUGGGAGCACAGACAAAUAAUCAGGAGCCAACACAGGCAGGUCAGCGUGUGUGUGUGCGUCUGGAGAAGAACAGCAGGGAUCUGGGCUUCAGUCUGGAGGGAGGUGUGGACUCCACUCUGGGGAACAGACCACUCACUGUGCAGAAGAUCUUCCAGGGAGGUCCUGUUGACAAGGUGUGUCCUGGUGAUGAGGUUGAAGAGAUUGGCGGUGUAAGCGUGGUGGGGAUGAGACGCCUGGAGGCCUGGACUCUGAUCAGAGGACUUCCCCCCGGGCCUGUGGACGUGGUGCUUCGCCGCCCUCUUAAACAUCUGGAAACAUGAAGAUUGUUUAGCUACCUGGGGCAGAGCAACAUUCAGUGACUGAUGACGGACAAGAAGCUAAAAGCCAUCCCUUAGUGGCUGAGAACUUGACAUGGAUUAAGCGAGCCAUCCGGGGCCUAUGCCAUCAAAACAAGUCAUUAUGAGAAAUCCCUACAGGAAAUAUAAUCUUGGAGACCAGGUCAAAAGUGUGUACUUUUUACUUUAUCUACAGGAUUACAUCUACCUCAAGGCCUGGGAUAUAAUUCUGUAUCAGCCAGAAUUUAAGUGCACUGACGGCUCAUGCAUUUGUUAAGUCAACCAAACUUUGUAACAGAUACUUUGUUCAGCUAUUAAUGUGGCACCUGUAAAUGAAAAUAUAUGUUGUAAUAUAUUGUGAAUAGAAGCUAACGACAGCAUUUAGAGUUUAUAUUGCUUUUUAAUAAAUCCUAACUAAA